Prunus dulcis (almond) is the source of this 1620-nucleotide messenger RNA. Its product is annotated as fasciclin-like arabinogalactan protein 4. Gene Ontology annotation, biological process: mucilage biosynthetic process involved in seed coat development; multidimensional cell growth; abscisic acid-activated signaling pathway. The record is from RefSeq and is a predicted model, not a curated record. The coding region runs from base 143 to 1408 and encodes 421 amino acids. The transcript has a single exon. Gene Ontology annotation, cellular component: plasma membrane. Lineage: Eukaryota; Viridiplantae; Streptophyta; Magnoliopsida; Rosales; Rosaceae.
CUCACACUCACUCACACUCGCACACUCUCUCUCAACUUAAAACCACCAGACACCAGAAACUCAGACACUCUCUCUGCAACAGAGAGUGAGAGAGCCAUCCCCACCCUCCCCUCCACCCCCACCCUACCCAAUCCAAAAGACAAUGGCCAUAACUUUUCUCAUUUCCCAUUUUACCCCUACAGCCCUACUCUAUUUCCUCCUCCUGUCCUCCUCCAUCCAUGCCCUCAACAUCACCACCCUCCUCUCCCCUUACCCUGACUUCUCUGACUUCACCGACCUCAUCUCCUCCUCCAUCUCCGGCGACCUCCUCCCCCGCUCCUCCCUCACCCUCCUCGCCGUCCCCAACCCCUUCCUCUCUUCCACCUCCGCCCUCACACGCCGCCUAUCCCCCUCCUCACGGGCCGACGUCCUCCGCUACCACGUCCUCCUCGAGUACCUCUCUCCCUCCGCCCUCCUCCGCAUCCCCCCCUCCGGCAAACUCGUCACCACCCUCUACCAGACCACAGGCCGCGCCACCAACAACUUCGGCUCCGUCAACAUCACGCGCGACCCCUCCACCGGGGUCGUUUCGAUCCGCUCCCCGGCCCCCUUCUCCCCCUCGAACGCCACCGUUUUGUCCCUCGUCACCAACCUCCCCUACAACGUCUCCAUCUUCUCCGUCAACUCCCUCCUGGUCCCUUACGGCUUCGACCUCAUGGCCUCCGAGACCCGCCCCCCUCUUGGCCUCAACAUCACCAAGGCCCUCAUCGACGGCCACAAUUUCAACGUCGCCGCCUCCAUGCUCGCAGCCUCGGGCGUAGUCGAAGAGUUCGAGGCCGACGAGGGCGGCGCCGGCAUCACCCUCUUCGUCCCCACGGACACUGCGUUUUCAAAUCUCCCAUCGAAUGUGAGGCUCCAAUCGCUCGCAGCUGACAAAAAGGCCGUCGUCCUCAAAUUCCAUGUCCUCCAUUCAUACUACCCACUGGGCUCGCUCGAGUCGAUCGUGAACCCGGUUCAGCCCACAUUGGCUACAGAGGACAUGGGAGCCGGCUCGUACACUCUCAACAUCAGCAGAAUCAACGGGUCGGUGGCGAUCAACACUGGGAUUGUGCAGGCCUCGGUCACCCAGACUGUGUUCGAUCAAAAGCCCGUGUCAAUUUUUGGGGUUUCUGAAGUUUUGCUGCCCAGAGAGAUCUUCGGGAAGAACCCAAUUUUAACUCCCAAGCCCGGGACGCCAUUGCCCGGUAGCGGCGGUGCUCCGCCUCCGGACAUUUCUCCCUCACCGGAGAGUCUAACUGGGCCUCCAUCGCACCUCUCUUCGCCGCCGGGUUUUCGCGAAGAAAUUAGAUCCAAAGCUGCGGCGGCCAUUGGUGGGUUGGGGAGCUUUGGGAUUGCAUCGUGUUGUAUAGGACUGUAUUUAAUGGUAUGAGAUUUUUGUUAUUUUUGCUUCUUAAUUGCUAGAUUUUUGGUGGGUUUUUUUUUCUUUUCAUACAUUGAAUUGAAUUAGGCUGCAAAAGCAAAGCCUUUUUUGUUUUUGUUAAUUUUUUUUUCUCUUCUUCUUCAAAUUUAUGAUGUUAAAUUGUGUUAAUGGCUCUGAAUAAUUAAUGUAUAUCAGAAAGAACCAAUUUUUUGUUUCUUGGA